This is a messenger RNA of Linepithema humile (Argentine ant), 6053 nucleotides long. RefSeq names its product Distal-less (gene Dll). Gene Ontology annotation, biological process: regulation of transcription by RNA polymerase II. Gene Ontology annotation, molecular function: DNA-binding transcription factor activity, RNA polymerase II-specific; RNA polymerase II cis-regulatory region sequence-specific DNA binding. NCBI's taxonomy places the organism in Eukaryota, Metazoa, Arthropoda, Insecta, Hymenoptera, Formicidae. The record is from RefSeq and is a predicted model, not a curated record.
UCCUACUGUCUAGACACCUGCUAGACAUAGUAUCGUUAUGGAGCAUUGACCUCCGUAAAACACACAACUCCGACGUGGCAUCGGUCCGAACUAUGUCGGAAUCACUCGGGAUAUGAUCGAGAGUCGAUGAUGCUGUCAAUCUUUGUUUCCUUGAAAAUGCGCGAAAAGAUGCGGUAAACAAGUGUUGUGGAAAAGGCAAGAAAAAUUUAGCAUGUCAGGAAACCAGAAUCAUUUAUUUCAGACUUAUUCAUGGAUUACCGCGAGUUUAUCAGCGCUCUCUUUUGAAGAGACAGUGAGUACCAUAGAGAGCAAGACAACAUGGGAUGAUCGAUUUUGCAGAUCAACAGAGCAACUCCGCUGCUGCGCAUCGUAUCGAAACUGAAUGCUAAUUGAAUUUUUGGGGAAAAAGAAGAAUUUCACCUUCUUCGAGACACUGAAUUUCAAGUCUAAUAAAUUACGACACCAGAAAAUAUCUAAAUAGAGCAAAUCUAAAUGGAAUUAUGCGUUACUGCUGCAGUGACGAACAAUAUCACUAAAAAAAGAUAUAUUCCAAGGGAAGCAGAAUCUCCGUAUCCAUGGCUAUCAGCUUGAAAAAAAUUAACCACGAACAAACAGCUCAUCUAAACUCAACUCAACUCUCGACAAUCGAAACGUCAAGCGGUCAACAAUUGGAAUGUCACUCAUUUGAAUCUCUCUCACCUCCUGUCACAGUAAGUCUGAUAGCGCGAUUUAUCGAAUGAAUCAAGCAAGUCGGAAAGAAUAACAGAUGCAAUUCUGCGGCGCACGUUAGCUCUCUCGCCUUCUUCGAGAUAUACCCCCGACGAUGUCAGUCGGACCUAAUACGCGCGACGAACGGACUUCCCCGGGCAGGUAUACAGAACACCUCCGCGUCGUCGGUCGUCCCGAGGACGACGUGGGUAGACGUGGGCGCGGUUGUACUUGAGCAACACCCAUGUGGAUACCAUAAUGGCCUCCGCGAUGCCAAUCGCCAUCUCGGACUUGGUGUACUUCUGGUGGGGAGCAGGGCGACUCGCCAAUCGCGUACGUGCCUGGUACCCUCCAUAGGCGUGGCGUUGAGCGGCGCCACUGCAGCGACUUUCAGAAACCGGGCUCCGGGGAGAGGCUCCGACUUCAUUAUGUAUCAUUAUACCGGUCCGCGCCGCGCGGUGUGCACUGCAGUUACUGGAACCAGGCGCGCGUGUGUGCUUUUCUCUCUUCUUCUACGCCCUGGUCGUCGUCUUCUUCUUCUUCCCUUCUUCGCACGGUCGGUACGCGUCCGCGUAUACAUCGAGCGGUGCGCGAUACGCUCAUCGGCCAGGUAAUCGUGGCACGACGCGUGUAAAAAGCACACCGUCGCCGAGGAGGUGCGCGGGCGCGCGCGUGUGUCGCGUUCGUACGACGUGCAAUUAAAUCGGUGACACGGGCGCGAGUGUUGAGAGUACCGCAGCAUCGACGGAGCGGAUCGAGAAUUUUUGCCAUCGUCGCGCAGCCAUUCGCGGCGCGGAUGAUCGCGGACUAUCGGCGCAACGGUGUUUAGUGACAUUCGACGCUCGCUUGUCUACAAGUCAAGACUGUGUUUCCAAGUGAUUUAGUGACGUUUCGCGACGGGUGCGCGCGGUUGUAAGGCGAGUGAGGACCGAUAUGCCGACGGCUUGGUCACGUCGUCGCGGCGCGUCUCCGUUUGGCAGCCGAGCGACGACGAGCUGACGCACGGCAACCGGACAGUAGUAUCGACGCGGACUCUGAUCCUGAUACAGUGUUUCCGCGAUACGGUUACGCGUGUGCAGUGGAUGUGUGACAAGUGGUGUCCGAACUGAGAAACAAGAAAAACAUAAACAUCCGAGCAAACAUCCGACGGAUACGUGAAACGGAGACUACUACGAAACAACUGAAAGUGUGAAUGUUCCAGAGAUCACAGUGAGAAAAAGAACAAAAUAUCGUGACAGUGCGGCUUGACGAAAGUGUUGCGAACGCAUUAUUUUCUUUCUGCGUCACGUAACUUCCAAGGCUGCCAACCGUGUGCUGGAAAAACUGCAUCCGUCGGAUAAGUUCAGACCGUCGCGAUUCAAUGACGACUCAUCGCGCUUGUUCUGAUACUCGGUCGACAUAGUUUUUUUUUCGACGGGGCACGCGCGUUGUGCUCAUCGUAAAGAGGCCUAUCCCAAGAUUCGGGCCCCGUACGGAGGGCGCGCGGCGACCACGUCGUCGGCGAGUUUGGCGGCGGCGAGGAUCGUGGGGCUGUGGCGGCGGCAUCGACGUCGUGUCUAAGGUGGAGCGUCCGGGCAGCACGACGACGCUCAAUUUCACGGAUCUGGGGAGCCCAUUCGGGGCGGGCGACCCCUGUCCGUCGAGUACCCCGACCCCGAAUAGCAUGUCGGGCGGUGGCGGACCGACCGGCGGCGGCGGCGGCGGCGGCGGCGGCGGCGGUGCCGCCGGUACCGGAGGCGGCGGUUCCGACAUGGAGCAGCAUCUUCAUCACGCGGGCCUCGGCUCGGUGACGCCCGGUCCGCCGGGCGGUAACGGCGGCGACAGCACGACGUCCAGCACGCCGGUCUCGCAGAGCGGCAAGUCCGCCUUCAUCGAGCUGCAGCACAACAACCUCUACAAUCCCGCGAGUUUGCGAAGCGGCUACCCGGGCGGACACAACGUGCCCGGCGCGCACCAAUUCUCGCAUCAGGUCGGCUCGCUAGCGGCGCAUCAAGGCUCCGGGCCCGGCAGCGGGAAUCAACAGCACGCGGACGCGGGCUUUCCCAGUCCCAGAUCCGCGCUCGCCGGAUAUCCGUUCGCGUCCAUGCAUCAACACAACGCCUAUGGAUAUCAUCUGGGAUCGUACGCCCCCCAGUGCCCCUCGCCGCCCAAGGACGGGUGGUGCAUGUUCGCAGACCUCUCGCCAUUGGGUGAUAAAAGCAGCAGCCUCGUCGACGAGCUCGGCGGCGGUGGCGGCGGUUCCCUCAGGAACGGCAAGGGCAAGAAGAUGAGGAAACCAAGGACGAUCUACAGCAGCCUGCAAUUGCAGCAGCUCAACAGGCGGUUCCAGAGAACGCAGUACCUCGCGCUACCGGAAAGAGCGGAGCUCGCGGCCAGCCUCGGACUCACGCAAACACAGGUGAAAAUCUGGUUCCAAAACAGGAGAAGUAAGUACAAGAAGAUGAUGAAGGCGGCGCAGCAGGGCGGAGGCGGCGGGGGUGGCCAGCAUGGCAGUCUUCUAGCCGGUGGAACCGCUUUACCCGGCGGACCAUCUCCCCAACCCGGUCAACCCGGAAGUCUCAUGCAAGGAGGAGGCGGAAGUUCCGUGUCGGGCAGCCCGACGACGGGUUACCUCGGCGGCAUGGGCGGCGGGGGCGGCGGUCACACCCCCGGGAGCUCGAGCCCCGGAAGCGAGAUGUCGCCUCAGCACAACGAGAGCCCGCCGGCGCCCGCCUGGCCGGGCGAGAUGAAGCACCAUCCGCAUCCUCACGCGCCGCCCCACACCCAUCAUCACCCGCACACGCCCGGGCAUCAUCCACCGCCACCGCCACCGCCGCCGCAUCACGCGGGCUACAUGCCGCAGUAUUCCUGGUACCAGGCGGACCCCAAUCCCGGACUACUCACGGUGUGGCCGGCGGUUUAACGAAGACGUCCCUCGAAUUGAGUUCAGGUGAACCACUUCUUCGUGGCGUCGCAUUCCCAGCGGUGCCGCCCCAAAGUGUGUAUAUGUGUAGCGCCUUUCGCGAGGAAAAUUGAAUGUUAAUAUUGUUUCUAAUCGUUUAAUGAAACCCGCAUGCCGGUAUCCGUGCGGGCCGUCCUUUAAAGUGAGAACAGUAACGAACAGUGCGACAUCGUGUGUGAUACACGCCCCUUAGCGAAAUAUUAAUAAUAAUAAUUAUUAUAAUACUAAUUAAUGACUCAGCCGCGAACGCCCAUCUUGGAUCGGUCACGAUGCGCUUUCGAAAGAAUUAUUUCUCAAUGCCGACGAGAAGGUUUCGACGCUCGAGUUUCCAGCCAAAAAGUGGACUGUCGACGGGGAGCGUCGCGGGGAACCGCAAAGUCAUGGACGAUCCGUGCAUCGAGUGACAUGACUGUUAAGUGACAUCGUAGUUUUUUGGUGCGUACCGUUUUACUGUGUUACGUUUCCUUCUCCGUUCUGGAAUCGACGGUUGGUUGGGAAGAAGAGAGGAGCGACGUCGUCAUGCCGCAUAACAAAAUAAACAGGUGAUAAUAAUAUUGAUAACAGCAAUUUACGAUGAAAAUUGCCGAAAAAUUGCGAAUCGUGACGCGAAUUUGCCAAGGAGCGACGUCGGUCGAUCUUCGAAGUUCGAUUUACGAGUCGCAGGGUACUUGUAAGGCUUCGCGUAUGAUUGAAUGAUUGUCACGACUUGUAACGCUUUUCGUGUUUGGCAAAUAAUCGUUGUCGCAAAAAAUAAGAAUCGCGAGGAAUCUUUUCCCCGGAAAAAUAAUACGGCUUUUCUAUAUGUCUGUUCGUGUCAACCGGCGCGAUUGCGUGCAUCAGAUCUAAUUUGAUUACUACAGUUAAUUAUAAGCGAAGAUUGCCUCCAAGCAAUCGUUUCCAUUGUGAAAAUGUUGUUGUCUGUCGUUCGUCGAGCGUGGAAUUGCAUACCGAAUUUAAUCGUUGCGGUUAAUUAUUAAUCAAGCGACAGGGUUACGCGAUACUAUUAUUUUCUACGAAAAAAAUAUUGCAUCGACGUUACCAUUGCAAUUACGUGUUACCAAAAGUAAUCCAACCAUCACAAUUAAGUGUUAAUUGAUCGUAUAUCGGAAGCUUCAAACUCAUAACUCUCUUUGUUAACAGAGAAAUGCUUAUCAAUUUUUAUUUAAUUGUAAAAUUUAUCUCGAUCUAAAAUUAGAACGAAUUAUACCAUCUAAAAAGUGUAAAUACUGAGUUUGAGGCUUCUCGUCUGUAUUGCCGCUAUUAUUCUCAAUCGCAAUUACUCUCAGAAGGAAUCCGUAAAAUCUUGAUGAUCGAGGAUUUCCGCUCGUGUGACUUCAAUUUACUUCAGGAUUUUCAGUCACGAAAAUCGGCUGUUGAAUUGAUUUACCAAUGCGACAAAUAAAAAUUAUAAAUUUACAAUAUUGUAAAUUAUAAACAAAUAUUAUUUUCUUUAGCUAUCAUUCAAAUAGAACAAAAUGUUUAAACUCGCACAACUGUCCCAUUAUUCCCGACUUAAAUCCCGACGAUUAUCGCGAGACCAAUGCGAUAGCAUAAUAGUUGGCUAUAAUAUAAUCGCGAUCUGAGAAUACUUCGAUCGAGAAUACUUCUGAACGAACUUCGAUCGAGUUUGAAAUCCCCGGCCUACAUCCGGCUCUGGCCCGAUAAUUAUUUCCAUAAUUUUAAUAAACUCUGGCAAACAACAGGAUCAGGUCGGGCGAUCCAGUGCGGUUCGAUCGGCAUCUCUGAAAAUGAUUUUCGUCACCCUUCUGAAUUAACUCGGAGUCCGGCACGAUCGUGCAUCUCUGAAAACCAAUUUCUAUCUCCUCGUAAAUGUCAAUUGCCGAUGACGUUAGGUCGGUCGAUCCUUUGUGACAGUUGCCCAACAACCGCGAGCGCAGCCGACCUACUUCGUGCGCAGGCUGAAACUCGUGCGAUAGAUAGAGAAGGACGGACAGCAUUGGCGAGUCGUGCGAGAGGACGAACUAUUGGAAGAGGGAGAGAGAGAGAGAGAGAGAAAGAGAGAAAGAUAACGUUGCAUAAACUCGUUGAGCAGUCGUUCCUCAAGGCGGUUGGAAGUAAUGAAAUCCUAAUGACAUUUUCGUGAGUCAAACGAUCUCGGCAAUCACGGUGCUCGCUGUAAUCACCAGUCCCUCCUUCCCGGAUGAGGCAACCGAGCAGAGGCCUCCUCCGAAGAGAAGUACGCGAGAGACGAACGGAGGAAUGACAGCUCGUCGGGCGAGCUGGAAAAAAAUCGCUAUCUCGGUUGGUGACACGCGCAAUGUCGCUGAUAUUCCAGUUUCUUGAAAACUUGCAGAAGCAAAGAAUCACGCGAAUUUUAUUUAAUAAUUAUCUAUUAAAAUUUUAAUUUUGUUUUAUGAUUCUAUUUCUUUUUUCUAUUGUAAUA